AGCGAUUUGCAGAAAUUGCAGAACUCCAUCAAUCAAAUGGAAGAGCGUGGCAUGCAAAACGACCCCCGAUACAACCAGGCCCGCCAGUUGCACCAAAACAUGAUGGCGCGCCAAGGUCCGCCGGGUGGUCCCCCCGGGGGCCCGCCCACCAGCGCCAGUCCCACUGUUCCACCCAACAUGCAAGUACCGGCUUCGAGCGCACCACGCCCAGCGCCGGCUGCCGGUCAAACGCCCGGGGGCCCUCCCACUUCGACCGGCGGAUCCAACGCAAACGUCAAGCCCAAUCGUGUCACACCCGUCGCCAAACCGGCGGGAAUCGAUCCCAUCACAUUGUUGCAAGAGCGGGAGAACCGAUUGGCCGCCCGAGUGGCUCAUCGCAUCGAUGAGUUGUCCAACCUGCCCGUCAACAUGGCGGAUGACACGCGGACCAAAGCCGAAAUUGAGUUGCGCGCCUUGCGGCUGCUCAACUUUCAGCGCCAGUUGCGCGCUGAGGUGGUGGCUUGCACGCGUCGCGACACCACCUUGGAGACGGCCAUCAAUGUCAAGGCCUACAAGCGCACCAAACGGCAGGGUUUGCGCGAGGCCCGUGCCACCGAGAAGCUGGAGAAGCAGCAACGCCUCGAGGCUGAGCGUCGUCGCCGUCAAAAGCAUCAAGAGUAUUUGAAUGCCGUGCUCAACCACGGGCGCGAGAUGCAGAACUUCCACAAGACGAACAUCACCAAGAUCCAGAAGCUCAAUCGCGCCGUGCUCAAUUGGCACGCCAACCACGAGCGCGAACAAAAGAAAGAGCAGGAGCGGAUCGAGAAGGAGCGCUUGCGGCGACUCAUGGCCGAGGAUGAGGAGGGCUACCGGAAGCUCAUCGACCAGAAGAAGGACAAGCGUCUGGCGUUUCUGCUCUCGCAGACCGACGAGUACAUCAAUCAACUCACGGACAUGGUCAAGCAACACAAGGUGGAACAAGUCCAGAAGCAGAAGGAGCUCAAGAAGAAAGCCAAGAUGGAGAAUGCGGCCAUGCUAGACGAGAGCUCGCAAAUGAGCGACGUACGCGUCCACGUCAAGGAAUUGAGUACGGGCAAAAUUCUCCGUGGAGAGGAGGCACCUUUGGCGUCGGAACUCGAAUCUUGGUUGGAAAAGAACCCCGGCUACGAAGAGGUGCCAAGAGACGAGGAUAGCGAUGCCUCGGACACCGAGGACACCGUCGACAAUCCCUCCUCCACCGAAGCCAUUCUGGCCAAGGCCAAAGAGGAAGCCACCAAAGAGGACGAUGGGGGCGACGGUCAAGACUACUACUCGAUCGCUCACACCAUUUCCGAGGAGAUCACCGAGCAAGCCGCCAUGUUGGUGGGUGGCAAACUUAAAGAAUAUCAGGUCAAGGGUCUUGAAUGGAUGGUGUCCUUGUACAAUAAUUGUCUCAACGGCAUCUUGGCCGACGAGAUGGGCUUGGGCAAGACCAUUCAAACCAUCGCUCUCAUCACAUACCUGAUGGAGAAGAAGAACAACAUGGGCCCGUACCUCAUUAUCGUGCCCCUAUCCACAUUGUCUAACUGGACGCUGGAGUUCGACAAAUGGGCGCCGGCUUGCAACGUGGUCAGCUACAAAGGCAGUCCCGCUGCCCGUAGGUCCGCUCAGAAUCAAAUGAGAGGAUCUAAAUUCAACGUUCUUGUCACCACCUACGAAUACGUCAUCAAGGACAAGGCCGUCUUAUCUAAAAUCCGUUGGAAGUACAUGAUCAUUGAUGAGGGUCAUCGCAUGAAGAACCACCACUGCAAGCUCACGCAGAUCUUGAACACGUUCUACACGUCCAACAAUCGAAUCCUAUUAACCGGCACCCCACUUCAGAACAAGCUCCCCGAGUUGUGGGCCUUGCUGAAUUUCUUGCUCCCAUCCAUCUUCAAGGCGUGCAACACGUUCGAGCAGUGGUUCAAUGCUCCCUUCGCCAUCACCGGCGAGAAAGUCGAGCUCAACGAAGAGGAGACCAUCUUGAUCAUUCGUCGCUUGCACAAGGUCCUUCGGCCUUUCCUCCUACGACGCCUCAAGAAAGACGUGGAAUCCCAAUUGCCCGACAAAGUCGAGUACAUCAUCAAAUGCGAGAUGUCUGGCCUUCAGCGAACCCUUUACAAUCAUAUGCAAGAAAAGGGCGUCAUGAAAACGGACAAGAUCGCCAAGGGCAAAUCGGGCGGCGCCAAGGCCCUUAUGAACACGAUCAUGCAGUUGAGAAAGCUCUGCAACCAUCCCUUCAUGUUCCAACAUAUUGAGGAAUCCUAUGCCAAGCACAUCGGUUCUCCCACAGACAUCGUCACGGGUCCAGAUGUGUACCGAGCGGCCGGGAAAUUCGAGCUCAUCGAUCGGGUUCUGCCCAAGAUGAAGGCUACUGGCCAUCGAAUCCUCAUGUUCUGUCAAAUGACUCAAUGCAUGACCAUCAUCGAGGAUUACUUCAAUUAUCGGGGCUUCAAAUUCCUCCGAUUGGACGGCAUGACCAAGAGCGAGGAACGAGCUGACAUGCUGAAGAUCUUCAAUGACAAAAACUCGGAUUACUUCAUCUUCCUGCUCUCCACUCGAGCGGGAGGUUUGGGAUUGAAUCUCCAAACCGCUGAUACGGUCAUCAUAUUCGAUUCGGAUUGGAAUCCCCAUCAGGAUCUGCAAGCCCAAGAUCGAGCUCAUCGAAUUGGGCAGAAAAACGAAGUGCGGGUCCUUCGACUCAUGACCGUGAAUUCCGUCGAGGAACGUAUCCUGGCCGCAGCUCGAUACAAGCUCAACAUGGACGAAAAGGUCAUUCAGGCUGGUCGGUUCAACAAUCGGUCCACCGGUUCAGAGCGACGCGAGCUGCUCCAAUCGAUCUUGCGAGCGGAUGAAGAAGAAGAGGAAGAAAACGAGGUGCCCGACGAUGAGGUCAUCAAUCAAAUGAUUGCUCGCAGUGAGGAGGAGUUCGAGAAGUUCCAACAGAUGGAUAUCGAUCGGCGAAGAGAAGAGGCCAACCAAGGCUCCAACCGAAAAGAUCGCUUGAUUCAGAUAAAAGAACUCCCCGAGUUCCUCAUUCAAGAGGAUGAUGAAGAGGAAGAGGAGGAGGAAGAAGAAGUCGUGUACGGUCGUGGAAGUCGUGCCAAGAAAGAUACUAAUUAUAGCGAUCAAUUGUCUGACAAGGAGUGGCUGAAAGCCAUCGGGGCUGAAGACGAGGACUUUGACGAUGACGAGGAUGGUGGAGGUGGCCCUGUGGGCGGUCCGGAGGAUGUAGAAUCCAAGCGGACAGGGAAGCGUGGAAAGAAAAAGCGUCGAGACGAAGAGGAGGUCGAGGAUGAGUUCGGAGGACCCAGUCGAAAGAAGAAGAAGAGCUCGCUCAAGCGGCUUCAGAAGAAGAUGACCACCCUCAUGCAGAUCGUAAUCCAGUACAAGGACAAAGAUGAGCGAGUGCUGAGUGAGCCCUUCCUGAAGCUGCCUUCCAAGAAGGAACUUCCGGAUUAUUACGAAGUCAUCAAGCGGCCCGUGGACAUUGCCAAGAUCAUGAACAAGAUCAAUGAGGCCAAGUACGAAGAUCUGGAAGGUCUGGAGAAGGACUUCAUGUUGAUGUGCUCGAACACUCAGAAGUACAACGAGGACGGAUCCCUGAUUUACGAAGAUUCGAUUGUCCUCCAAUCCGUGUUCACUAAUGCUCGCGAACGUUUGGACGAGGUCGUGGAUAGCAUGGACGACAAGGAAGAGUUGGAGGGUUCGGGUAAGACUACGCCUCUACCUAGUGCGGAGACCUCUCUGCAAGGCCCACCCACCACCUCUGGGGAUUUAGACGAAAGCCCCGCCUCAAGCAAAGGGAGUAAUUCGGCCACGAAGAAGCGAAGGAAAGUCACCGAAUCCGUUGGAAUUGGCCGUGGCAAAGGCGGCAAGAAGAAAAGUUCCAAGUACGUCCAAUCCGACGACGAGGAUGAUGAUGACAUGGACGACGACCUCCAAGAUGAUCAUCCACUCCAUAGUGCUCAGCUGUUUUCACGUGGACACAUUUGUCAACUUUCAAGGACCUUAUUCCAAGUUCGUUACACUUUCCAUCCGGGGCCAAUCCACCGGUAUCAUUCUGUGAGCAAACUUGAAGCGAUAAUGCCGCCCAAAAAAGGUAAAAAGGGCAAAAAACAAGAUGACGAAUGGCCGGACGAUGAGCAAGACAAGAUAAUCGAGGAAAAGAUGAAAAAUCUCUUGGUGGGUGGGGGCCAAGAGCCGGAUGUCUCCGAGGAUCAGGUUGCCGCUUCCAACCUCCCCUCAGGGCCCUCAGGGAAAGCGAGCAAGGGCAAGAAGAAGAAGAAAGGUUUUGUCAUGGCCAUGAGUGACGAGGAUGAAGCCAGAUCCGGCCCUGAUGAUCAAGAUGAGGACGCGAACGAGAGCCAAUCCAAAGCAUCCAAGAAGGACCAAAAGAGUAAGAAGGCGAACGAUGAAUCCGAGGACGAGGAAGCCUUGCAAGAGGAUGAGUCCAAGGACAGGAAGAAAGCUAAGGGCAAGAACAAGAAAGGACGAAAAAUGGUGAAGGAAGAAGAAGAAGAAGACGAAAAGCGGGACGAUGUCAAGGAUUCCCCGGAGGAAGACGAGGCAGGGGAAGAUUCGCACGAAUCUGAUCAAGAAGGAUCAGAGGAGGGAAAGAGCAAGAAAUCGGGGACCAAGAAGGUCGUGUUGACGCACAAGGAGAAGAAAGAGUUGAAGAAGAAGCAAAAAAUGGAAGCCGAAAUGGCUCGGAUCACCAAAAAGGGCGGUGAAGGUCAUUCCGAAUUGGGCGACAACUUUACCGUGGCUCAAGCUCUCAAGACCGGCGGAGCACUAGCGCAAAUGGAAACGGCCGUGGACAUCAAGAUUGAUAAAUUUAGCAUUGCCGCCAAGGGCAAAGACCUCUUCCGAGAUGCCAGUCUCCUCAUCGCUCAAGGCCGAAGGUACGGUUUGGUGGGACCUAAUGGGCAUGGCAAGACCACGUUGCUCCGACAUAUCGGCAAUCGAGCCCUCCAGAUUCCGCCCAAUAUUGACGUGCUCUACUGCGAGCAAGAAGUAAUGGCGGAUGAGCGAUCCGCCCUGGAAACCGUUCUUUCCGCCGAUGUGAAGCGCACGGAGUUGAUGAAGACGUGCGACGACCUCGAGAAGCAACAGGAAAAAGGCAAGGACGUGACCGAUCAGCUCACAGAGGUCUAUGAUGAACUGCGGGCUAUCGGUGCGGAUCAAGCCGAGCCCAAGGCUCGGAGACUCUUGGCGGGUCUGGGGUUCACCCGGGAGAUGCAGGAUCGGCCGACGAAUAAGUUCUCGGGCGGUUGGCGUAUGCGUGUGUCCUUAGCACGAGCCUUGUUCAUUGAGCCCACGUUGUUGAUGCUUGACGAGCCCACCAACCAUUUGGACCUGAAUGCCGUGAUCUGGUUGGAUAACUACUUGCAGAACUGGAAGAAGACCUUGCUGAUCGUGUCCCACGACCAGUCAUUUUUGGAUAAUGUGUGCACCGAUAUCAUUCACCUGGAUCAGUGUAAACUAUGGUACUACAAGGGAAACUACUCCAUGUUCAAGAAGAUGGUUGUUCAGAAACGCCGAGAAUUGAACAAAGAGUACGAGAAGCAAGAGCGACGAAUCAAGGAGCUCAAAGCCUCUGGAUCAUCCAAGAAGAAAGCCGAGGCCAAAACCAAGGAGGUGCUCACAAGAAAGCAGGAGAAGAAUCGGACCAAGCUCCAGAAGAAUGACGACGACCAAGGGCCCACGGAGCUCUUGGAGAAGCCCCGCGAAUAUACGGUCAAAUUUAGGUUCCCCGAGACAUCCCAACUCCAGCCACCCAUCCUGGGAUUGUUCAACGUGAGCUUCAAGUACCCGGAUCAACCUUAUCUAUUCAAGAAUGUAGACUUUGGGAUUGACAUGGAAUCCAGGGUUGCCAUCGUAGGGCCAAAUGGCGUGGGCAAAUCCACUUUCCUCAAGCUCCUCAUGAACGACUUGACAGCCACGCAAGGCGAAGCCAGACAAAAUCUAAGGCUCAAAAUUGGCCGAUAUGAUCAACAUUCCGGAGAGCAUUUGACCGCCGAUGAAUCGCCCACGGAAUAUUUGAUGCGUUUGUUCAACUUGCCAGUCGAGAAAGCCCGUAAGCAAUUGGGAUCCUUUGGUCUUCAAUCCCACGCCCACAUUAUCAAGAUGAAGGAUCUCUCAGGUGGUCAAAAAGCUCGCGUGGCUCUGGCUGAACUGUGGCGUGAUCAUCGUGUCUCACGACGAGCGGUUAAUCCGUGACACGGGUUGCCAACUUUGGGUGAUUGAGGAGCAGACCAUCAAUGAGAUUGAAGGUGGCUUCGAUGACUACCGGAAAGAGGUCCUGGAGGCUCUGGGUGAGGAGGUCAGCAAUCCCUCUUUGAUUGCCAAUCAAGCUGUCCUCCAAAGCUGAGUUUGUUCAUCCCACGAGUGUUUUCCAGUUUCAUUUCUAUUUAUGAAUAAACCUAAGCAUAGAGGCUCCGAGUGAGAUCCGUCAAAAGGAUGGCUCUACAUUGGGAGUGCAUGUGAUUGAUUAUUUCUA
Tigriopus californicus is the source of this 6499-nucleotide messenger RNA. RefSeq names its product ATP-dependent helicase brm-like. Gene Ontology annotation, molecular function: ATP binding; ATP hydrolysis activity; histone binding. Gene Ontology annotation, biological process: positive regulation of transcription by RNA polymerase II. The record is from RefSeq and is a predicted model, not a curated record. Gene Ontology annotation, cellular component: nucleus. NCBI's taxonomy places the organism in Eukaryota, Metazoa, Arthropoda, Copepoda, Harpacticoida, Harpacticidae.